This is a messenger RNA of Pangasianodon hypophthalmus (striped catfish), 3148 nucleotides long. RefSeq lists its product as uncharacterized. The record is from RefSeq and is a predicted model, not a curated record. Gene Ontology annotation, cellular component: cell-cell junction. Gene Ontology annotation, molecular function: ionotropic glutamate receptor binding. The transcript is spliced from 6 exons. Bases 516 to 1409 code for a protein of 297 amino acids. Lineage: Eukaryota; Metazoa; Chordata; Actinopteri; Siluriformes; Pangasiidae. Gene Ontology annotation, biological process: homophilic cell-cell adhesion.
GGCCAAGCCCCCUUCACAAGUAGGGCCCCAGUGGCCAAAUUCUGCCAUGUUAGACAGGAUAAUGAAGAGAAAAUAGAUGAACAUGUUUUUUAAGAUAUGUGAUCAAGUUUCCUGUUGGGUCUUUGCUCCCCACCAACUACUAGCACUGGCUCAUUAAUAAGAAAAACCUGAACAAUUUGAAUAUUUUCUCCAGCCACUUGUGCUUGGACCCCUAGAAAUGGCACCUUUUCUUUUCCUAUUAGUCAAGUUGAUCAUAUUUUGCCUAACUGAAAUGUAACCGAUCAGCUGAUUUGCUUUUCAAAGUUUCUAUGAAGCUCUAGCGGAAAUCAGUGUUUGUAGAUUACAGCCAGAGAUUCUCUAAGUGAAUGCAUAUGCAGGGAAAGGCGAGGGGAAAGGGAGCAUUCCUUUGAUUGUCCCUUAAUCACUCAAUUAUAUUUGUGCAGCGGGUGAGGAGCAAAGACCUGGAUAGAUGAUGCACGCACACACACACACACACACACAUACACAUACUCCUAAUGAUGCAUGGCUCGAGACUAUGGUUCUUUAGGUUCACCUGCUUGGUGUUUGAAUUUCUCCAGUAUGACGCAGUGCGUGUCACAGUGAGGGAGUCCAGUGUGGAGGUGGUGCAGGGCGACUCAAUCACUUUACCCUGCUCCUUUUUCACCAUGAGCCCCCUGAUCCGCCUCAGCGUCAUCUGGACCCUGACUCCUUUUUCUGACCAAGACAAUCCCACACAGGUGAUCGUAUAUGAUCAGGGGCAGGUGAUCGAAAGCCCCUCCUUCACCAGCAGGGUGGAGUUUGCUGACAUGCCCUGGAACGCUGAUAUCGUCCUGAAUGAUACACGCGUUUCUGAUGCUGGCAUCUAUCGUUGCGUGGUGAACAAUCCACCAGAGACAGGAGACCCUGGAAUCGGAGAACUUAGCCUCAGAGUCCUGGUGCCCCCAUCUCUGCCUGUGUGUAUGUGGGAGGGAGACACUGAUGUAGGUGGCACCGUGACAUUGACAUGCCUUGUAAUGGAGGGUGUCCCCUAUCCACAAAUGAGUUGGGAGAAGCUGGAGCCAGAUCACAUCACCUUGCCCAUCAGCAUGGGGGGGGAGUUAAUGGGUUUGGUGCAAAUUGCAAACAUGUCUGCACAGGACUCUGGUGUGUAUCGCUGCUCCGUGACCAACGCUCUAGGCACACAAAACUGCUAUGUGAACCUCUCAGUGUACAACCCUACAGAGAAUGCCCCAGGCCUCCUGCAGGGUGUGCUAAUCACAAUCUCCAUGGGCCUGGUGCUGCUGACCCUGUUGGCACUGGUGCUGUGGCUCCACCGCUCGGCUCGGGAGAGCAAAUGGAUGGACGGCCAUGUGGAGGAGCGCUACGAGAUCACAUACACUCCCUCUGUAAUCAAGCGCUCAUUUGUCUGAGAUUUUUGGACUGGGACUGCAUUUGAAUCAAGGUUCUAUUAUGUUCAGAUAUUUCUGAGAUGCAGUAUGUGGCGUGCUACAGUUGGUCGCUUAUUAAAAUAGGGAAUAAAUAUUGUACCUUUUGUAGUGUAGACUGUACUCCUUGGUGCUGUGUAACACUAUACUACUUUUGCUGAGUAAAAUGCUGAGUAUAUUAAUUUUUCUAUCAAAACUAUUGCUUCGAGGCCUUAAUAGGUUUCUGUUCUGAUUUUUUUUUCCCAAAAUGAAAUGUGCAUAAAAAACUGUAAAUUGCACAUUUUCUGUAGUUAUUUUGUGUUCCAACACUAAAGACAUUAAAUAAGAAAACAAUAAAUUUCUUUCUUGCCAUGUUCCUGUUUGCUUCUAAAUUACACCAACGACUUAACAUAUCCUCUACCAUCACCCACUCACACCGUAUUAGAAAGUCACAUUUAAACACUGCCUAAACAAAUAUUACUUUCAAAAUUAGAUUAUUUCGGCCAAGGGAAGUUUGGGAGUGUAUCUAAACAAUCAUAAGCUCAUAAUCCUAAAAUGAAAGGAACAUAAAGAAAGCUGUUAGGCAAAUGCAGUUCACAUAACCAUUAAAUGAAGUGCCAUUUUCCCAGCAGGCCUGGUAUUACAAGGCUCAGAAACAAAGAAACUCCCCUUUAAUGUUACGCCUUAAGUUACAGUAAUCCUGUCCACUAUUACAUGUUCAAACAGCUCCUGAGCAGUGUACUUAUUUAAAAAAAAUAUAUAUAUAAUGUAUAAAAUAAAAAUGUAUCAUUCUAAAAAUAGUAUUUAUAUUGGAGCAGUAUUAGAAAGUCAGGAUUAAAUACAGGACUUUUCUAAAAGGAACUUUUACUUAACCUAAAAGAAAUGUUGAGAGUAAGCAUGACUUUCAAUUAGACUGUACUCUGUUUUCUGUUGAAUUCUCAAAUCUAAUUGGUCAGAAGCUACUGAUUAAUUUUCUAUAACCACAGCUCUGACAAUAGUGCUGGCUGUAAUUCAAAUCACAGGUUUAUAAUAAUACAUUUGCUGUAACACAUCGUUUCUACGGUAACAGUUCCUUCACAGGGACGCUCCAUACAAGCUAAGACUAAUAAAGGGAAUAGAAACAACAAUGUAUUCAUAAAAAACGUGUAUUAAGUGACGGUGUGAAGCUUUCUGAAUGGAAACAUUUCUUGAAUAUUUAUGUAAGGAGUCUCCAGUGUCAGUAACAGAGGUAAAGCUGAAACUUUAUGUUUUCCAACACAGGAAAGUCUUAAGGACAUAAGCUGCAUUUUUUGUUCUUCUUAACUUUGAGAAAGAGGGAGAAAAAAAGAGGCUAGUGAGGGGAGAACUGUUUGUAACUGUUAUACUGUAAGUGAUAAGAAUUUACUUGUUUCAUGGUUUUUACACAUUAUCUGUGACUAUAAAAUAAUGACAUGUCAGUUGCUAAUAAAUGAAACCUCAGUGUUAUGUUAGUGUUGGUAAAUUGCUGUGGUACAAGAGAAAUAAAUCACUUCAAGAUGUUCCUGUUAUAAUGUGGUAUAUAGUAACUCAACUUACUUCACUUAUGUCAGGCCACAUCACACUGCUCCAUCGUUGAUGCUUUUCCUAUAACAGCAUGCCCUAAAUUGUGUUAUUCUUUACUUAAAUACUCCUCUAUACCUGCUUAAAACUGAAAUCCUUAUUAUUUUGAAAGUAACCUUCUCAACCUUUCUUCAUCGUUCUGGGGAAACUAAAUUUUCAGAACCAGC